AUGGGUCUGGCUAACAGCGUAAGUCCGGGACCGGCCAGAGACCAGACUCUGGUCCGGCAGCAGCACCGCCGGGUCGGCCUCCUCCUCUACUGCGUCCUGUCAGCAGCCGCUGCCGGAACCAUCUUCAUCACCCUGACGGUCCUCUGCAUCAUCAUCAUCGGCCGCUGGUGCUGGCCCCGGCGGCCUGGAGCUUCUCCCCAGGACGAGCUGCUGCUGCUGGGCCUCCUGCUGUCCUCCGGCUCGGUCCUGUUCUCCGGCCUGGACCGGACCUCGCUGCCGGGCCCGACGCUGGAGAUGUUCUGCUCUGUCCAUCUGUGGACUCUGUCUCUGGGUCACACUGUGGGUUUGGCGGCGCUGCUCACCAGAACCUGGAGGGUCUACUCUGUCUGCAGCGUCCGGCUGAAGAACCAGAACCGGCUGCAGGAAACGGGCCGCGUUCAGCUCUGGAUCCUCCUGCUGGACCUGCUGGUUCUGACCUCCUGGCAGAUCCUGGACCCGCUCAGACGGGAGGUUCUGCAGCACCAGAUGGAGGACGUGGCGGCUGAUCAGGACGUCGUCGUUCGCUGGUCCUCUGAACGCUGCAGCAGCGCCAACAUGGAGCUGUGGCUGACCGCCGUCUGCGGAUACAAAGCCCCUCUGCUGGGUCUGGGCUGCUUCCUGGCCUGGAACAUCCGGACCGCGGACGCCGCGGCGCCGGCGGUCAGCGGUCAGCUCCUGGCUCUCAGCAUGUUCUCCCUCACCGGGUUCAGCGCGUCCACAGCGGCCGGGUCGCUGCUGACCUCCAGUGACCCCGCCGCCCAGUUCUGUCUGUGCAGCAUCCUCAUCCUCAGCUGCAACCUCUUCAUCCUCAUGGGCCUGUUCGCACCUCAGGUUCUCUGCUUGCUGAGCAGCAGCAGCGAGGAGCUGCAGCGGGUGGAGGAGCUGCAGCGGGUGGAGGAGCUGCAGCGGGUGGAGGAGAUGCAGGCUGAUGCUGCAGAGGAAGCGGGCGUUGAGCGUCUGAGGAGGAGGAACCAGGACCUGAGGAGUCAAAGCGCCCAGCUGGACGUCCAGAUUGAAACCAUCACCAUGGAGCUUUCUGCCCCGCUGCAGGAGGAAACGGGAUGUGGAACGGCGUCUGGGACUCAUGACGCCCAGGUCUGUGCGGCGAGACCUCCAGCUGAGAACAUCAACUCCCCAGAGCGCAUCCGGCGCCGGCUCUCCCUGCAGCUGCCCAUUCUCCAUCUCUCCUACCUCCCCGUCAUCGGCGGCGUCUGCUCCAGCAGCUCCAGCCUGUUCGGCGAACAGGAAGUCGUCGCUCCCCGCCAGCAGGACCACUUCCUGUAUAGCUGAGGACAGGAAGCUGUGCAACCAGGAACUUCCUGUGGGAAAAUAGAGCAAUGAAUAUGAACUGUUGUUGAAAUAUUUAGACAGUAUAAAUUAUCUUCCUUUUAUUGUCAUUAUUUUGUAGAAAUCAGUUUUUACUUCAUCAUGAAAGGUUUUGCCAAAAAAGCCAAAUUUUGUUGAUAAAGAAUUUAUAAAAACAACAAAAGA
Messenger RNA from Poecilia latipinna (sailfin molly), 1530 nucleotides. Its product is annotated as gamma-aminobutyric acid type B receptor subunit 2-like. The transcript has 11 exons. Lineage: Eukaryota; Metazoa; Chordata; Actinopteri; Cyprinodontiformes; Poeciliidae. The record is from RefSeq and is a predicted model, not a curated record. Gene Ontology annotation, molecular function: G protein-coupled GABA receptor activity. Gene Ontology annotation, cellular component: G protein-coupled receptor heterodimeric complex; membrane. Gene Ontology annotation, biological process: gamma-aminobutyric acid signaling pathway; G protein-coupled receptor signaling pathway. Bases 1 to 1329 code for a protein of 442 amino acids.